CAUGUUCUUUCAAACUCAGUAUUUGUGACUUUAUUUCUCUAAUAUGGCUCAUGCACUCGUUAGAAAGAUAGUUAUUGUUGGAGGAACUGCUCUUAUUAUCGCUUUAGGUGCUCUUCAAAUCAUGAGAUACAGAGAAAAUAAGAGAGAAAAGCUUAAACCAAAACAUCAAUCAGGCAGGGACAGAUUUAAACGUAAUAAGAAAAAAAUAAAUGUCAUCAGCCAACUCAGUGAUUGGUCAGAAGUAAAAGCAGAGUUCCUUCAAGAUGCCAUUAAGUAUAAGGUACUGGGCUUAGAUUGUGAGUGGGUGACAAGAGAUGGAAGGAUGCAGCCUGUAUCUAUGCUACAACUUGCCACUGUGACUGGUCACUGUUGUUUAUUCAGACUACACAUUCUUGAAUGUAUUCCUGCAGACCUGCUUAAUAUACUGGCGGACAAAAGCAUCUUAAAAGUGGGGGUUGCAGUUCUUGAUGAUGGCCUGAAGCUAGGCAGAGGCUACCAGGUGUGUCUGAGGGGCUGUGUCGAUCUUCGGUACCUCACUCAACGACUUAAAGCUUACAAAGGAAGGACUGGACUUGGUUUGAAGGUGCUUGCUAGAGAGUUACUAGGUGUUACAUUAGAGAAAGACAUAAGAACUCGUUGUAGCAACUGGGAGGCAAAGCAACUAUCGGAACAGCAAGUAGAGUAUGCAGCAAUGGACGUUCUAGUAGCGAUUGAUAUCUUUACUGAGCUUGUAUACAGGAAACUUUCACGUCAAGAUAUACCAACAUUUGAUGCAUUCUGGUCUAAAAUGCCACCUUUAUGCCAAGGCCUGGUCGAUGUGAAAUACAAAGAAAAGAAAAGACAAGUUGGUCCACUCUUACCAAAGGCCGAUGAUGCAAGUUCAGAAUCAGAUGAAUCAGAGGAAUCUAGUCCCCUCUUCAAUAGUCCUCAUUCCAACAGUCCUCCCUCCAGGUCCUCUAGCCACACAACCAUAGCCAGCCACAACUCUAGUAAACCACUGGGCAAAGCAUUUAUGCCAAGAACGAAGCCUCUCUACCACAAUUGUCAACUUGAAGCCAUCGAUGGUCAAACUCUAUGCACUUGCGAUAUAAAGAAAGCAGAGUGGUACAUUCUUAAAGGAUUAGGAGAAAAAGUAUGUGAUGAUCCAUUCACCGUAAAGUUGAAUUUUGAGCCAAGUGGGCGCCCAGAAUCUGGCGAGAAUUACUAUCUGGCUGAGAAGUUGAAUAUCUGUGUUGUGUGUGGCAGCGAAGACUCCUAUAUACGCAAAAACAUUAUUCCAAAGGAAUACAGGAAAUAUUUUCCACCAAUCAUGAAGGAGCAUAAGUCACAUGAUAUCUUACUGCUGUGUACAGCGUGUCACGAGAUGUCUGGAAUACACGACUUUCAGCUACGAGAGCGGCUAGCUGCAGAGUGUGAUGCCCCUAUAGGGAGUAUGGAGAAUGUCAAAUACCAACAGGACUCUGAAGUACAGAAAGUCAAGAGCAGUGCAAAGGCGCUGAAGAAUUGCAGAGACCAGAUUCCUCACUACAGAGUGAUUGAACUGGAAGAUAUUAUCAGAGAUUACUACAAUGUUAAACUGAUUGAUGAUGAUAUCUUAACUAAGGCCUUCAAUAUGGAAACAAGAGUUGAAAACAAGGAGUUUGUUCCACAUGGAAAGAAGGUUGUUAAGGCCAAAAUGGAACACGGAGGACUGAUGCAGUUUGAAAAGCUAUGGAGACAGCAUUUUCUCGACUGUAUGAGACCCCAGUUUCUACCAAAACUAUGGUCAGUUGAGCACAACCACGAUAAAAUUAAAAGAAUGGAGUCUCAAUUUAGUCUCAGAGCUCCUGUAACUGUCACGUCGGAAAGUGGUGAUGUAAAUGAUGCUGGUGAUUUGCUCAAACAGAAUGACACAUCCCCACAGCGUUACUAUGGCAAUCAGAAUGAUUUGAAUAAAGUGGACAAUGACCCACUUGGUGCUGAAGCUGUUGAUCCUUCAGUGAAGACCUUUAAUAUAAAAGUUCAAGACAAUAUAAGGUGACACAGCAUUAGGACAUAUAAAAAUGUGAUCCUUUAGAAUAAUCUCUAUUUCGGUUAACAUUUUCCCAAGACAUAUUACUUCAUUAUCAUGAUUAUGAUCUGUAAGUUGGUCAUAAUUAGAUUUUUGCACAAACUUUAUUUUCUGAAAACAUCAAUAAAACAUUUCCCCAAAAAUAAUACACUCAAUCCAAAUGCUAUGUGAGCAUAAGCCGUUGAUCAAUACCUUACAGGGGUCUCCUUACACACAUAUAUUUCUCUACACUUUGUAGGGGGGGGGGGGGGGGCACUCACUUUUAGUGCCACAUCCUCAAAUUUCCAUAUAUUUUGUGUAAAAGGAUUUUUAAAAAAUUAACAGAAAGUGACGUGCAUUUUAUUAAUCGUUAUAAUUAGAACAUAGUAGUUAUAUCCUCUAAUGGAUAUUGACUUCCCGGGGAUACAAUUCGAAAACAUACAACAAAUAUAAAGUAUUUCAAAUAAUUUAUUGAAAGCAAAAUUAAAGUAUGAGUACAGUAAAACCUAUCUUGGUAAACACCUCUCUCUAUUGGACACCUGUCUCUAGUCGACACCCU
Owenia fusiformis is the source of this 2588-nucleotide messenger RNA. The record is from the annotation of a GenBank genome assembly. NCBI's taxonomy places the organism in Eukaryota, Metazoa, Annelida, Polychaeta, Sabellida, Oweniidae.